AGAGAGGGAGCGAGAGAGAGGGAGCGAGAGAGAGGGAGCGAGAGAGAGGGAGCGAGAGAGAGGGAGCGAGAGAGAGGGAGCGAGAGAGAGGGAUCAAGAGAGAGAGAGAGAGAGAGAGAGAGAGAGAGAGAGAGAGAGAGAGAGAGAGAGAGAGAAAGAGAGAAAGAGAGAGGGAGAGAGGGAGAGAGGGAGAGAGGGACGGGGGGGGACAAGAGAGAAACGAGGUUUUCCCCCUUCCGGCGGAGGAGCUGGGGCGUCAACUGGGGGCGGCGCGGGCGGAGAGAUCUCGGGGGAAGGCGUGGGCGGAGAGAUCUCGGGGGAAGGCGUGGGCGGAGAGAUCUCGGGGGAAGGCGUGGGCGGAGAGAUCUCGGGGGGUGGCGUGGGCGGGGGAACGGGGGGCAAGGAUGGAGUGGGGGCAGGCGCGGGCGCGGGUUGCGGAGCGGGGACAGGGGGAGGGAUGGGCGGAGCGAUGGGCGAAUUGAUGAACGCGGGCGCGGGCGUCGGUGAGGGCGCGGGCGUCGGGGAAGGCGCGGGCGUUGGGGAAGGCGCGGGCGUUCGGGCCGGCGCGGGCGUUGGGGAGGGGGACAGAGUAGGCUCCGGAGCGGGUGCAGCGACUGGGGGAGGAGGGGGCGGGGAGGCCUUGGUUGGGGGAGGGGAGGCCUUGGUUGGAGGGGAGGCGCUGGUUGGAGGGGAGGCGUUGGUAGGAGGGGAGGCGUUGGGGGGAGGGGAGGCCUCGGGGGGAGGGGGGGGCUUGUGGGGCGGAGGCGGCGGUGACUUCCCUAGGGAUGGGGCGACGAGAAGCGCGAGGAGAACGAACAGCACUUGGAUAUGCGCAGAUCCGCGCGCGCGCGCCAUGUUUCCGCUCGCGUGCAAUGCGCUGCGCGAUGCGCACGUGACUGCGGAAAAGGCCCGGCGAGAGUAUCACCGCGAGAUUUGCGGCGGGGAUAAGGCUGCAAGCGCGGACCCUGACCCGACAAGAUGGCUGCGGCUCCGCAGCAAUGGGGCCUCAGUGAGCUUUGAGCUGAUCGAACCUCAGGCACAGCAGCCUUUAGCUAGGUUGGCAAAAAAUUCAGGGGUGCUGGGAUUUGAAGGAAUGAGUGGUGUGGUGUGGAUGAGAAUGGAGGAGGGCAGGUAG
This is a messenger RNA of Closterium sp. NIES-65, 1135 nucleotides long. Lineage: Eukaryota; Viridiplantae; Streptophyta; Zygnematophyceae; Desmidiales; Closteriaceae. The record is from the annotation of a GenBank genome assembly.